AUGCUCGGAAUUCUUAUUCUAGCGGUAUUUUUAAAUGCGGCUGAUAUAACAUUAUCAAUGAAAACAUGCAGUGACUGUAUGGCUUACACGUCAUGUGAAGAGGCAAAACAAUUAGCAUUUUACCACAAAAGUCCGAAAACUGCGACGAUGUUCCUAGAAGCAUUUUGUGGUGUAGAAUACAUUCAAUUAGAAAGAGUAACUAAGGUGUGUUGCUCUCAUUUUACCUUAUCAGGUAUAGACGACAGAAGUGGAAUGUCCGGUUCCCAGAAUGAGAAGCAAGUCGAUAAUCCACAAUUAAAGUUACUACCAGCUUCCUGCGGUGACAUCGAUGGUACCCGUAUCAUUCGUGGUGAUGUGGCUGGCCUGUACGAGUUCCCCUGGAUGGCUCUGAUCUCUUAUAAACGACGUGAUGGACAAUACUUUAUGUGUGCUGGAAGCAUAAUUAAUUCAAGAUAUAUUCUCACUGCUGCACAUUGCGCGGCCAAAAAGAACAUAAAUGGGGUCCGGGUUGGUGAUCAUGACAUUAGUACCAAGGAGGACUGUCAAGGUGUAAAGCCAAGGUUUUGCGAGAGUCAUGUUGAAGAUUUGGGUAUUGAAAAAAUAAUUAUACAUGAAAAAUGGAAUAAUUUAUCAAGUAGUCAUGAUAUUGCUUUGCUAAGGUUGGAGAGGAAUAUAGAUUUAAAUCACAAGAACAUUCUCCCUAUUUGUUUACCCGUAACUGAUGAACUACGGUACAAGAAUUUGGACAAUGUGAAUGCUGUUGUAGCAGGAUGGGGUGUCACAGAGACUGGUCAAGAUUCUACCCUGCUAUAUAAAGCCAAUUUUGAGAUUAAAACUAUGGAUAAAUGUCGUAGUGUUUAUGAUUGGGAUCCAAAACAAGGCGUCGAUAAACUAGAAGGGCAGAUUUGUGCUGGUGCUCCCCACAAAGAUACCUGUAGGGGUGACUCUGGGGGUCCACUGCUAGUAGAAAGCGUGUAUAACGGUAUUGACAGGAUAGUGCAGUACGGCGUAAUCUCCACUGGCUCGAAGAUCUGCGGCAUUGACGUCCCCACAAAAUUCACUGAUGUGAGAAAUUACGUAGACUGGAUAUUGGAAAAUAUAAGAGAAUAAAUGAAUAUUUGCUCAGUUUAACUUGGAUAUGUAAAUUAUUAAAAGGUUGAAAUUAGACGUCUAUUAUUUUUUAUUGAUAAAAUGUUAAUAGUCAAUUACAGUAAAUUUUUGAGUAUUGAAUGGACUUAUAAUAUGUUAUACGUUCUACGAUUUUAAACACAUUUUUUUUCUGUCUGUAAUAAUAUUUUUAACUCUGGGAUGGGAAUUGGGACCAUAUAGAUCGUCUAGUUGCAUCACUUUAUUCACGUUGUAUUGUAGCAGUAUUAUUUCCACACCGGAAAUAAUACUGCUACAAUAAUAAAAAUAAAACAUACUGUAGCAGUAUUAUUUCCGGUGUGGAAAUAAUAUCUACUGCUACAAUACAUCAUAGUAUAGGGGCGUAUCGUUAUACUGCUUUUGGAAAACAAUUCUUAAUAAUCAGUAAAAAAUGUUAUGACUUAUUUGAUAUCCAUUGUCCGAACGUCCCAGGAGAUAAAACAUACAAAAACGUAAAAAAAUCUUUUUGAAAACAAAAUAAAUCUAAUUCAUAAGUAUACUUCAAAAAAGAUAAAAAUAGAAAAAAACACGCUAACCAGUAAGGACAAAAGUAAACGUAAAAGCUAUCGAUGAUCUUUAAGAGAUAAGAGACGACGAUGCAAUUUGUCUGGAACGCACAAAAUCGUAUCAAUCAUACAUUAAAUAUAAAGAUAAAAUUUAAAAUUCCAAUUUUUCUUGUAAACCUAUCAAGUUAUGGACUCAUUGUAAAUGUGCAAAAUUCAAUUUGCUGUUGCAUUAAUUUAAGAAGAAUCAGUCUUCUAAAUUAGAAUGACCAAUUUAGAAGACUGAUUUCAGUUUCAGUAAAGAAAAUGUUUGUUUUUGUAAAUAAUAAGGUAUACCUACUUAAUAAUUCUUGUAUUUUACUUCAUUAUAAUUAAAAAAAUACCUUUAGUUACCGAGAAUGGACAAUCAAUUAUGAUUUUUUUUUUAAAUGAAAUAAAAAGUUUAUUUAU
Molecule: messenger RNA, 2099 nt
Organism: Colias croceus (clouded yellow)
Lineage: Eukaryota; Metazoa; Arthropoda; Insecta; Lepidoptera; Pieridae
Product: serine protease grass-like
Exons: 7
Coding region: 1-1110 (369 amino acids)
Biological process (GO): proteolysis
Molecular function (GO): serine-type endopeptidase activity
Source: RefSeq, a predicted model, not a curated record